GAAGGAAGGAAAAGAAAAUAUGCUGAUAAGGUAAUUAUUUAGUUAAGGUCACGUGACGUGAGAGGAAACCCGCUGGGAAAAAAUGUACUAUUGCGCGCGACCUGUCAACACAACUGCAAUGGAAUCUAAUAAAAAAUAACAGUAAUGCGAAAACGAAAAAACAGCGCAGAUCACGACAGCUGUGCACUACUGGACGACAGCUCCGAUCUAAAGUAUUGCCACAAACAUACCGACGCUGGUUCUGAUCCAGGAGUUUCGGGAAAAGCGAUGGGAAGACGCUAUAAGAGGGGUGGGCUGAUGUGGCGGCUGAGGAGAACAAUGAUCUGGGUGCUGGGAAUCUACAUCGCCAUCCCUGUUAUCAUCAAACUCUGUCCAUCAAUACAAGCAAAACUAGUCUUUUUAAACUUUGUGCGAGUGCCGUAUUUUAUAGAUCUGAAGAGGCCACAGGAUCAGGGGUUGAACCACACUCACAACUUCUACCUGCAGCCAGAGGAGGGAAUUAACAUUGGAGUAUGGCACACUGUACCUGCAAUGAUGUGGAGGGAGGCUCAGGGUAAAGAUGCUGAGUGGUAUGACAGAAGCUUCCAGUCCAAUCACCCUGUCAUCCUUUAUCUCCAUGGCAACGCAGGGACAAGAGGAGGGGAUCACAGAGUUCAGCUUUACAAGGUCCUCAGUUCAUUAGGCUACCAUGUAGUCACAUUUGAUUAUAGAGGUUGGGGUGACUCCGAGGGCAGUCCUUCAGAGAAAAUUAUGACAUCAGAUGCCCUCUUCCUCUACCAGUGGAUAAAGCAGAGGAUUGGUCAGAAGCCCCUCUACAUAUGGGGUCACUCACUGGGCACAGGAGUGGCCACUAACUUAGUGAGGCGUCUGUGUGACAGGGGGACACCACCUGAUGCUCUUAUCCUAGAGUCGCCCUUUACAAAUAUUAGAGAGGAAGCCAAGAGCCACCCCUUCUCUAUGGUUUACAGAUAUCUACCAGGCUUUGACUGGUUCUUCCUGGAUGCUAUAACUGCAAACGACAUCCAAUUUGCCAGCGAUGAGAAUGUCAACCACAUAUCCUGUCCAGUUCUGAUCCUGCAUGCAGAAGAUGACACAGUUGUACCCUUCCAGCUUGGAAAAAAGCUGUAUGAUUUGGCUGCUCAGAGUAAAAGUCUGAAUGGUCAUAAGGUGCAGUUUAUUCCUUUCCCCAGCUCUCUGGGCUACAGACACAAGUUCAUCUACAAGAGCCCACAGCUACCAAAUAUACUCAGUGAUUUCCUCAGUACAUCGCAUCCUCACAUGUAGUCAAGAUAAUUUCACCUGAUUGCCCUCUCUCACACACUGUCAAACACACACACACACACACACACACACACUCAGUGUAUAUUAUCAGCACUGUAUACAUCGUGUACAUGUGCACACCCAAGCAUGGACUGAAGAUGCACCAGUUUUUUUGCAUUCCUUUGUUCAUUUAAAACCUAAGUUAGGAGAACGUUUACAGUAACGGGGGCUGGGCGAUUUGUUUCACUUCCUCCUAUUGUCAUGGCUACCGAUCUGAAGGGGCAGCUGAAACACAAAAUAUGCAAAAUAAUGUGCAAAUAUGGACUUAAAUGAAUGCUUAAGUAAAAAAAACAAAUUUAAUGAAUAAAGAAGACCAGAUGAAGUUUUAACGAUGGCACUGAAAAGACAAUACGUGGAUCAAGGUCAAAGGGACGCAGCAGGACAACAUGCUAUUAUGAUGUCACUUUUCUGCCGCGAGAACUGUCAGUGCAAGCUGACUGUGAUUCACUCCUUUUUUAUUAGCAUACUAUAGCAAUGAUCAACUAUAUCAUGUACCUUAUUUUAAAUCCAAAAUCCACUUAAUGUGAAGAGUUAAGAGUUGUUUUAGGUUGAACUUGAACAAUGUACAAUAAAAUGUUUUUUUUUUUUUCUUGUCCGUAUUUUUCCCCUUAAUGAGAUAAACGUUGGGAUAUAUUUUUGUGAUUUGUUUGGUUAGUUGUUAUGCAUUUGUCUGCUGUCAGAAAGGAAUGACAUGAAACAAGAAUUUCAAGUCAGUUGAUCAAAACUAGUUUGCAUGUCUGUUAAUGAAAAACGAGAACUGUAACCUGUAUGUAAAAUCUGUUUCUUUCUCUCUUUCUGUAUGUAGACUAUAUACUCUUUAUUUGGUCAUUAUGCCCUCUGCACAUUCCAAAAAAGACAAUUACAUACAUAUUACCUAGACAUGUUUAUUUACAAAUCUUAAAUUAAUUGUUUUUAUUAAUACAAAUUGAAUUUCAGUGCCCUCUCUUUUACCAUAGAGCCAAAAAAAAAAUGCCUAUUGUUAGUCAGUACCUCAGUGACAGUGACCUGCUUUGGUGACUGUCCAUCUUGAAAAUGUUUUUUAUUUUUAUUUUUAUGAGCUCAUUAGUAUCUUACAGGAUUCCAAAUGCUUCAUUAAUAUUCAGUAGCACUCUAAGGGGGCUUUUGAAUUUAUCCAAACAUAAAUUUUAGUGUGUAUUUAUAAUAUUUUUAAAAUGUGCUCUCUCAUUUUUGUUAGGAGUUUUAAUAGGCACUACUAUAUUGUGGAUAUAUAAACAUGCAAAUGAGGCAAUACUUAAGUCAAGUACCUAUUUUGGCACCAAGAUCUAUGAUUCUAUAAAAUAACUAGCAAUAAUGACACAUCUUUGAUUUGCUCUGAUGUCUUGUCAUGUACAUGUGAUGAAUGAAUAUAUAUAUAGAGUGCACUAUGACUUUGACUACAAUCUGAUAUUUCUUAUCUGCAAAUGUAAUUCAUUCUCAUUGUAGUAACCCUUCUGAUAAUCAAGGCCUGCUGUAUUGUUCCUCAGUGUGUCAGGUUCUGUUUUUCUGAGAACGGACAGUUUUUUCUUUUUCUUCUUAGGGCUAAUAAUGACAGCCAUGUCAUGUGUGCAUGCAAGCUUCAACAGUAGAUCUAGACUGGCUCUCCACUUUGAAAAAGCUCUGUUUGUGCACCGCAGAUGUUUUUCUCAGAAAAACAGUUGUAUCACAAUAGUUUUCCCCCUCCUCUGCCAGUGUGUUAAGUGUGGGGUUACACUGAUGAUACAUUGAAAUAGAAACUUAAAUGGUUAGUUCAUAAAAAAAAUGAAGAUUCUGUCAUUUUUUCACCCUCAUGUUGCUCAAACCUGUAUGACUUUCUUCCGAAGAACCUCUAUCCCAUAUAAAAGUUAUUGGGGACUGUUGCUGUCAAAGCUCCAAAAUGACAGAAAAGCAUCAUAGCAGUUGUCCAUAUAACACUAUAUAUCAUGAUUUAGAGAGUUAGAGUGAAGAGGAAGAUUAUCAGUGAAUAAUGAUUUCAUUUUUGGUCUCUUUUUCAUACAAAGCUUUAUUAAUUUUUCCUUUUCUGAGCUUGCCAGUCCUAGUGCUCAUUCAUUUUCAUUAUGUGUGUUCCACUGAAGAAAGUCAUGCAGGUUUGGAACAACAUUAGGGUGAGUAAAUUAUGAGAGAACUUUCAUUUUUGGGUGAACUAUUCUUUUAACCAAAAUCUCAGUUUCUGCAAAGGACUAUAUAAAAAUGGCACGUUAACCAGAAAUCAUGAGGCCACCAUGUUAUAGAAAAGUGUAAUAAGUUCAUACAAAACUGAAGGACAAUAAGUCAGACAAAAUAAUAAUAAAAAAUGUAUUCUGUUGUGCUAGAUUUUUUUUUUUUUUUUU
Myxocyprinus asiaticus (Chinese sucker) is the source of this 3647-nucleotide messenger RNA. RefSeq names its product lysophosphatidylserine lipase ABHD12. Gene Ontology annotation, biological process: monoacylglycerol catabolic process; phosphatidylserine catabolic process. Lineage: Eukaryota; Metazoa; Chordata; Actinopteri; Cypriniformes; Catostomidae. The transcript has 14 exons. Gene Ontology annotation, cellular component: endoplasmic reticulum membrane. The record is from RefSeq and is a predicted model, not a curated record. Gene Ontology annotation, molecular function: monoacylglycerol lipase activity; phosphatidylcholine lysophospholipase A1 activity. Bases 145 to 1284 code for a protein of 379 amino acids.